Coregonus sp. 'balchen' is the source of this 1589-nucleotide messenger RNA. The record is from the annotation of a GenBank genome assembly. Lineage: Eukaryota; Metazoa; Chordata; Actinopteri; Salmoniformes; Salmonidae.
AUGGCUAAAAUACAGUUGUUGAGAGUGUUUCUCAACCAGCGUUUAACAGCAGCUGCAGAGGAGAUAUUUGGGGCUGUUGCGAAAACGAUAGCAGAGUACCAGGAAGAAGUUUAUCGUUCAAAAGAGGAGAACGGCCGUCUACAGAGGCAGCUUGAUAUCGUUCUCAAACCACCAGAGAUACAAUUACAUAGGACAGGUUUGUCACUAGCUAUUACGUUUGACCUGUUUACGUUAAUAUUAUGCGACAUUGGCAAUCUUAUUUUAUUAAAUUUGAGCACGAAACACAUCAUGUCUUGCUGAAAGACAUAUUUUGUAUUAUGUUUCAUUCAUAUAAAUGUAAUUAUUUUCUCAUCAUGUCAGCUUUGAUAUUUUGGUUUAAUCGUUUCUCCUUCUCUCCAGACCUCCAUCAGCUCUCUCUCACUGUCUUCGAAGAGGAGGUUCCCCCUGAGCAGCAACACUGUGAGCAGGAGUGGAGCCCCAGUCUGGGGCAAGAAGACCCAGAGCCCAAAUAGAUUAAAGAGCAACAACAGGAGCAACACAGGACCAGUCAGGAGGAAGAGUUUCAUAAUUACUUCUUCAUAAUUAGGUCAAAUGACCGUGUGAAAAGUGACUAUGAUCAGGAAGAGGACUCAUGUCAGCCCUCACAUCUUUACCAAACCCAAAGUGAGGAAUAUGAACAGGGAGCCUCUCUACCUAGCACCUAAUUGGAACAGAUCAAAGCUGAACCUGAUGUAGAGGGCUACAUAGUAUUAGAACUAAGGAGUGACUCUCAGCCCCUCUCUGCAGUAAAUCCAGACUGUUCUCCAACCCCAAGUGAAUACAGGGAAGGUGUCAAUGAAGAGGAAAAAUAACCUUGGAUUAGGUUUAAAGCACUCAAAUCAAAGAAAGCACAGAAAAUAACAAGCCAAAGCUCCGGUAUCUGGAAAAAAGGAAGGAAAUCCACAGAGUCAUCCCAUCUGAACCCACACAGUCAACGCCUUACUGCUCCCUGUUGGUGUGGUGUGUGUGGAAAUAAAUGUUACUCUGUGAGUUUUUUAAUAAAACAUACACAAGAACACACAGAGGAUAUAGACCUAGAUUGCCUUUGCGGUGUCUGUGGAAAACACUUUGAGUCCAAAGAAAUUCUGAUAGACCAUCUCCAAACUCACAUGAAAAAUAUUUUUUGUCACUUAUGUGGUCAAUGUUUCAACUGGACUAGUAAUCUGAAAAGACAUAUGAUGAUUCACACAGGGGAAAGACCCCAUCGGUGCAGUGACUGUGGCAAAGGCUUCAGGUCGAGUGAUUGUCUGACAAAGCAUAGGAGGAUUCACACAGGGGACAAACUAUUUCCUUGCCCGGUUUGCCACCGUGGUUUUAACAGACGAGAUAACCUGAAAGUGCAUAUGAGAGUUCACACAUGGGAGAGACCGUAUAUGUGUUCUGAAUGCUACAAAUGUUUUGCCACGUUAACUUCCCUGAAUAAGCACCAGACAAUGCACAAUGAGGAACGACCAUAUGUGUGCACUGAUUGCGGUAUGCGCUUCAAAGCGCUUGAAUCCCAAAGAAGGCACAUGAAGAGUGUUCACAACAAGAAGGAGAAUACAACAUGA